Molecule: messenger RNA, 2090 nt
Organism: Eutrema salsugineum
Lineage: Eukaryota; Viridiplantae; Streptophyta; Magnoliopsida; Brassicales; Brassicaceae
Product: dihydrolipoyllysine-residue acetyltransferase component 3 of pyruvate dehydrogenase complex, mitochondrial
Exons: 19
Coding region: 218-1837 (539 amino acids)
Biological process (GO): pyruvate decarboxylation to acetyl-CoA
Cellular component (GO): pyruvate dehydrogenase complex
Molecular function (GO): dihydrolipoyllysine-residue acetyltransferase activity
Source: RefSeq, a predicted model, not a curated record
CGGAUCGCAGAUUCUCGCUUGUCUUUUGGUAAAUCCGAAAGCUGAGAGCAACUAAUCCAAAAUAAAAUUAAAAUUUAAUUUCGCGAAACAAGCCAAAAAAAAAACAAAAAAAGCCCUAACAGUCGUCGAACCAAAGGUUUCUUCUUCCUUGGUUACAGCACACACGGAGGUGCGUCACGAAAAUCGGAUCGUCUGAAGCAGUUCCGAUUACUCACCAAUGGCUUAUGCGUCACGUAUCAUCAAUCAUUCUAAGAAGUUGAAGGAUGUUUCCACUUUACUGCGGCGUGAGCAUGCUGCCACAGUCCGCUAUUUCUCGAACACUAAUCGGGCUCCUCUAAGCAGAGAAGAUACUUUCAGUGCCCGUCUUGGUUUUUCCCCAGUGGAGAGGAUUUCUAAAUAUAGCACCGACACUGUUCCGGUGGCUAUUAGUUUUUCAUCUACAAAAACAAAACUAAACAGUACAAUGGGAAGGCCAAGACAUGGAAAAGAAUUUUCAUGUUCGAUGCAAUCAGUUAGAGGAUUUUCAUCGGGUUCAGAUCUGCCUCCUCACCAGGAGAUCGGGAUGCCUUCCCUCUCGCCAACAAUGACUGAGGGUAACAUUGCCAGGUGGCUGAAAAAAGAAGGUGAUAAAGUUGCUCCUGGUGAAGUACUUUGUGAAGUUGAAACUGAUAAAGCAACCGUCGAAAUGGAAUGCAUGGAAGAUGGCUAUCUCGCCAAGAUUGUAAAGGCAGAGGGGUCUAAAGAAAUUCAAGUCGGGGAGGUAAUUGCUAUUACAGUUGAAGAUGAAGAGGACAUUGGAAAGUUCAAAGAUUACACCCCAUCAUCUACUGCUGAUGCUACUCCUCCUAAAGCAGAACCAGCUCCUCCCCCACCAAAGGAAGAGAAGGUUGAACAGCCAUCAUCGUCUCCUGAACCAAAGACUUCCAAGCCUAGCACACCUCCCACAGGAGAUCGUGUUUUUGCUAGUCCUCUUGCAAGAAAGUUGGCUGAAGAUAAUAAUGUGCCUCUUUCAAGGAUCAAAGGCACAGGUCCUGAAGGACGGAUAGUGAAGGCAGAUAUCGAGGAUUACUUGGCUUCAAGUGGUAAAGAAGCAACUGCGAAGCCAUCUAAGUCCACUGAUUCCAAGGUUCCAGCUUUGGACUAUGUUGACAUCCCUCAUUCUCAGAUACGAAAGGUCACAGCCUCACGUUUGGCAUUCUCAAAGCAAACUAUCCCUCACUAUUACUUAACCGUCGAUGCAUGUGUUGACAAACUAAUGGGUCUGAGGAGUCAGCUCAAUUCAUUCCAAGAGGCUUCUGGUGGGAAACGGAUAUCUGUCAAUGAUCUUGUUGUUAAGGCUGCUGCAUUAGCUCUCAGAAAAGUUCCUCAGUGCAAUAGUUCAUGGACUGAGGAUUACAUCCGCCAGUUUAAAAACGUAAACAUCAACGUCGCAGUGCAGACAGAAAAUGGGCUGUAUGUUCCUGUUGUGAAGGAUGCUGACAAGAAAGGUCUGUCCACAAUUGGAGAAGAAGUUCGGUCGUUGGCUCAAAAGGCAAAAGAAAACACCUUAAAGCCAGAAGAUUAUGAGGGAGGAACAUUUACGGUCUCUAACUUGGGAGGACCAUUUGGGAUCAAGCAGUUCUGUGCAGUCGUUAAUCCGCCUCAAGCCGCCAUUCUAGCAGUUGGAUCUGCUGAAAAGAGAGUUGUCCCUGGUAACGGUCCAGAUCAAUUCAACUUUGGUUCUUACAUGCCUGUAACACUGAGCUGUGACCAUCGCGUAGUAGACGGUGCCAUUGGAGCUGAAUGGUUGAAAGCAUUCAAAGGCUACAUCGAGAACCCUGAAUCUAUGUUGCUCUAAAGGAGAAAGAACCACACAAAUGACAAAACAACACAUCAAAAGCUCAUAAGAGUCUCUGAUCUCGCAUAUAUCUGGUUUUAACACUGUACCAAUUUGAUUUAUCUGUGUUUUGUACGUUAAAUCUCUGUUUUUUUUUCUUCUUAUAUCUUUGAGUUAAAACAGAUCUUGUUUCUCGGAAUAAAUAAGGGGGACGAUUCAGCUUUUCUACUGUAACUGGAUUUUAGGGUGAUCAUGCCAAAUAAACCCCAUCAUU